Xyrichtys novacula (pearly razorfish) is the source of this 25025-nucleotide messenger RNA. The record is from the annotation of a GenBank genome assembly. Lineage: Eukaryota; Metazoa; Chordata; Actinopteri; Labriformes; Labridae.
CGUAGACCCGGAAAUGUAGUUUUUUGGAGCUCAGGAGUGUCUCCUCGUUGUGGCGGGUAAGUGCGUUUCUACGGUGAAUAUUUGUGUUUACCCGGGUAAAGAGAACUGGUACCGGGCCGGUACCAAAACUGUUAGACCAGAGAGUCAGAGCCCGGACCUGGACCCGGUCUGAGUCUGUUAACGGAGGGAGUUCAUGCUAACGUUAGCAUGCUAACCGGCUCAGGGUAUUAGCAUGCUAACGUUGGCAUGCUAACAUCAACGGAGACGAGGAAGAAUAAUCACAGAAGAGUUUAAUUAACUUUAAUAAUAAAAGAAAUCAUAUUGACUUUAAUAACUGGGUUAAAUUAACUUUAUUAAUAAUAUAAACAGCAUUUAUAUUAAUAAAACAGUAAAAUUAUAUUCAUUUAUAAUAGAAAUGAUACAUAUUUUAAUAACAAAUUCAUGGAGUUUCUGGUUAAUUCUCAGUUUAUUUCUAUGUUUUGGUUUCCUGAUGACUUUAUUAAAUAUAAUUUGGCUUUAUGAUGAUCUUAAUAUAUCUAUUAUUGUUCUCAAUGAUAAAAUAAUCAGCUGAAAAUGUCCCUGAUUGAAAGUAAAGGGAGCUGAUAAUAUAAUAAAAUCCGGGAUUUCAGAAAACCACAAGACAGUUUUCCUCUAAGUCCACUUUAGAUGGACUCAGGUCCAGAGAAGUCUUUAGUGGUUCUGGUUCUGGUUCUGUCUGGUCUCCUCUCUCAUGGUCCAGUCUAGCAGAUGCAGUGAUGAACUGUGUUCACAGUCAAUGGUUUUAAAGUGAUUCUGAGUCCAUGUGGUGAUUUCCAUUCCAGAGUCCUGUCUGUUUUUAAUGCCCUGAAGAUCAGGACCAUCCAGUCCUGGUUCUGUUCCUUGUCCCCCUUUAGUACAGAGAUUUAAUGAUCUGAUCUCAGGGUUUCCCCUACAUGCAAUUGAUCGUGGUGCACCGCCACGGCUAAAUAAAAGCCGCCACAUCUAAAAAAAAUUAGUUUCUAUCUCACAUAGUUCUACCUCGGACUCAUAUCAGCAGUGUUUCCACUACAUUCAUUCAGUAGCGGCGCUGCUUGAUUACGUGCGCCGCUACUGAAAUUCCACAUGAUCAUUAAUAUCAAUGCGCCACUAUGGAUUCUACCCGCACUGUGUGAGUACAACAACACACAACGUUAUUUUGGACUUGUUGUGAGUCAUCAAAGAGCGCCUCUUCUAUCAACGUGAAAGCUUAUACACGUGCUGCGUCCGAAUUGCCCGCUCGCAUACUACAUACUACUGCUAUGCUGCAUCCGAAUUGCCAAGUAGUAGUCGAAGUAGUAUGUAGCAUGUCCGAAUUGGCCACCGGAGCGAGUAGCAUGCUAUUUCAGAUACUACUUCAGAUACUAGACACGCCCACAUUGUAGUAUGGUUGCGGUGCAUCCUACGGGCAUGCUACUGACCCAAAAUGCACCGCGGGCUUCUUCUUUGUCCUCUUAAAAGUUGUAGAAGCGCAUGUGAUGCUAGCACCACCAGCUGCUGCAGCAGCAGCGAAUUGCCUGCUCGCAUACUACAUACGACUGCUACAUACUACUGCUAGAUCCUACUCCUACAUACUGAACACGUUGGCCCAAUUCUGACACACUAGACGAGCGGUGGGGAAAGACGACCCCCGCAGGCAGAGAGUAGGUACUGCACCCGUGCAGACAGUUUUAGACUCUUUGAAUGGUAAAUGUGCAAGUGAUGGAUGCUGCUGUAUUCGGACAUGCUACAUACUACUUCGACUGCUACUUUGACUACUACUUGGCAGUUUGGACGCAGCCCUGGUCUGUAUAGCGAGUAGCGCGGGUAACGUAACGUAAAUGUAACAGCGUAGCUCCUGGAGCGGCAAGAGAGUGGGGGUAACAACGACCCCCCCAACACACAGACACACACCAUUGCAGCUAAAAAAAUUCGAGGGGAAGCACUGGAUCUGUAGACGAUGAAAUGUUGUUUGUUUUGGGUUACCUGUUGUUCCUCUAGAACAGGGGUCGGCAACCUGCGGCUCUGGAGCCGCAUGCGGCUCUUUCUUCCCUAAGCUGCGGCUCCCAAUGGAUUUGGAAAAUAAAUAAUAAAUACUUAAUUGCAUUUUAUUUUAUUUUAUUAUUAUUAUUAUUAUUUUUUUGUAAUUCUAAAUUCAAAGAUUAUAAUGCUCUUGUAACAUUUAAUAAACUAUUAAGGCUGCAACAACGAAUCGAUUAAGUAGAUUCGUCGUGACGAAAAAAUCCGUUGCCAACUAAUUCUGUGAUCCAUUCGUCGGGUCUUUAUGUCCAUGGACACCGGCGUGUAAACAUCAGCAGGACGCACAGAAAAGAAACAGCCAUGGCCGAGGCAGCGGCUGAGAAAAACAUGGACACAACCCAACCCAAAUCCCGACCUAAAACAUCAGUGGUGUGGGAAAACUUCACCAAGACUGAAAAGGAAGGCGUUCAGUGCAACAUUUGCAAAGACCGUUUUGCAUGGCUCGGGAGUACAUCGAUGAUGCGUGAGCACAGGGCUCUCAAGUCUCACGCAUUCAGCGUAUGACACACGCAUUCCCACUCGUUCACACGCUCACACACCACACAUUGUAUUUCUCACACAUUUAAAUGAACACGGUGAUGUCCACCAAGUUGCACUUCUUCAACUUUGGAACUGGGGAAAUCAACUGAGUUCCUCCGAGAGUUCAGAAGCUGCGUGCCACGCACAAGCCAAUCAAAUAAAGUAUAUCUACUGAACAGCCAAUCAAAAAGCAGCAUUGCUGUAUCCGGGUAGAUUUUGAUAUCUUGCGGUUUAACUACAGAAGAAGACAGACACUCGCCGAAAUAGUUCAUUUAUUUCAUAAAUGCAACUCGCUACAGUUUUUUAUAUACUUUGUAUAAAGGUAAAAAAAAAAUAUAUAUGCAAUGUUAUCUUCAUUUCAGAUGUCAAAGAGGUUUUGUGGCUCCCUGUGUUUUCUUUUCUGUGGGAAACUGGUCCAAGUGGCUCUUUGAGUGUUUAAGGUUGCCGACCCCUACUCUAGAAGAAUCGUUUCCUCACCUGUUGCCAACCUCUCGUCUGUCAAAAGCAGAUCUUUGUCAUCAAAUGUUGUAUCUGACUCAAUGAUUUAAAAACCAUCAAACCCUUUUUGUGUGCAAGUUUUUCACUCGCACUGAUUCUCGUUUGAAUUCUGACAUUUAUACUUGAUUUGACUCCACCCCUUUUUGGCGAUGUCACUGUUUCAGAGGUCAUGCUUCUCUGCAAUGAACCCGUUCCAGAAACGCCUUAAACUUAGCCCAACUAAGCCCUGCCCACCUGCUGGUUCACUGCGUCCUCAGCUCCCCUCCCAGAAUGCUUUGCAGCAGCCACCUCCACCUUCUGCAGGGGGAGGAGCUAGAGAGAGGGAGGAGGAGGAAGGUUUCCUGUUUGUGGAGGAAGAUAUGACUGACUCCGGACUCAUCAUCACUAUGGGUAACACACACACACACACACACACACACACACACACACACACACAGUCAAAUAGACACACAUUCCUAAAAAACUACACAAACACUUGUCUGUGUCUCACUUGUCUCUCUGUGUCUCACCUGUCAGUCCGUGUCUCACCUGUCUGUCUGUGUCUCACCAGUCUCACCUGUCUCACCUGUCUGUCUGUGUCUCACCUGUCUGUCUGUGUCUCACCCGUCUUUCUGUGUCUCACCUGUCUGUCUGUGUCUAAACUGUCUCGCCUGUCUCAUCUGUCUUUCAACUGUCUCACCUGUCUCUCACUCGUCUCAUCUGUCUCUCACCUGUAGGCCUGUCGCGAUAAUCAAUAAAUCGCCUUAUCGCUCGAUAAAUAAAAACGAGGUCGAUAACUUUGCCAGCCUCGAUAAUUGACGUGCGUUUGUUUUCCUCCUCUCUCUCUACCAAACACACUGGAUGAGAGAAGAGGUCUCACUCUGCGCAUUGUUCUCGGCACCUGGGGGCGUUGGCUCUAUAGCGGAAUGAACGGAGUUAGUGAACCCUCCUGUCAGUCAUUCAGUGUCUUUGUCACGAGGGGGCGCGCGCACAGGCACACAGACAGACUUUUGGAUACAGUGCUGCAAGUGAGCGUCGUGAGUGAAAAGCAAGCAAACAGAAUGAACACGACAGCUUUGGUGUCUAAACCGAACGCAACAGCCCAAGUGUGGGAAUAUUUCGGCUUUUAACCAGUUUUGUUUUCGUCAACCACAAAACUCCACGUGUGUGUGUGCGCGCGUGCGUGUGUGUCUGUGUGUUGGAGGAGCACAGCAGGCUGAUGAGAGCUGUCAGAGCGGACUGAAGCUGCUCCUAUAUGUUUAGCGUUUAACUGACUGAGUUUUGCAACUCUGUUCGUCAUUUUCGUCUCGUCCCAUCAACGUAAACGCACUUUCGUCUCGUCACAUUUUAGUCAUCUCCGACUUAAGUUUAGCUCGUCAACGUUACGUCUUCGUCGUGGAAGAAAAGGGAAAUAUUUUAGUCAACGAAAACAACCAGUGUUGUUCUCGUGUGGAAAUUAAAGUUUAUCACUUUUGACACGGUGUACUCGCAUUAUUAUGCCAUAUAAUAUCAUUAUCUAUAAUUUAAAAAACGGUGUCAAUAAUAUCGUUUAUCGGCGAUAAUUUGUAGCACAAUUAUCGUCCAGCAAAAUUUGUUAUCGUGACAGGCCUACUCACCUGUCUCUCUGUGUCUCACCUGUCUGUCUGUCUCACCUGUCUCUCUUUGUCUCACCUGUCUGUCUGUCUCACCUGUCUCUCUUUGUCUCACCUGUCUGUCUGUCUCACCUGUCUCUCUGUGUCUCACCUGUCUGUCUGUCUCACCUGUCUCUCUGUGUCUCACCUGUCUGUCUGUUUCACCUGUCUCACCUGUCUCUCUGUGUCUCACCUGUCUCUUUGUGUCACACCUGCCUGUCUGUGUCUCACCUGUCUGUCUGUGUCUCACCUGUCUGUCUGUCUCACCUGUCUCUUUGUGUCACACCUGUCUCUCUUUGUCUCACCUGUCUCUCUGUGUCUCACCUGUCUGUCUGUCUCACCUGUCUCUCUUUGUCUCACCUGUCUCUCUGUGUCUCACCUGUCUCUUUGUGUCACACCUGUCUCUCUUUGUCUCACCUGUCUGUCUGUCUCACCUGUCUCUCUUUGUCUCACCUGUCUCUCUGUGUCUCACCUGUCUGUCUGUCUCACCUGUCUCUCUUUGUCUCACCUGUCUCUUUGUGUCACACCUGUCUCUCUUUGUCUCACCUGUCUGUCUGUCUCACCUGUCUCUCUGUGUCUCACCUGUCUGUCUGUGUCUCACCUGUCUGUCUGUCUCACCUGUCUCUCUGUGUCUCACCUGUCUGUCUGUUUCACCUGUCUCACCUGUCUCUCUGUGUCUCACCUGUCUUUCUGUGUCUCACCUGUCUGUCUGUUUCACCUGUCUUUUUGUGUCUCACCUGUCUCUCUGUGUCUCACCUGUCUCUCUAUGUCUCACCUGUCUCUCUGUGUCACACCUGUCUUUCUGUGUCUCACCUGUCUGUCUGUGUCUCACCUGUCUGUCUGUCUCACCUGUCUCUCUUUGUCUCACCUGUCUCUUUGUGUCACACCUGUCUCUUUGUGUCACACCUGUCUCUCUGUGUCUCACCUGUCUGUCUGUUUCACCUGUCUCACCUGUCUCUCUGUGUCUCACCUGUCUUUCUGUGUCUCACCUGUCCAUCUGUGUCUCAGAGGACAUUCAGUCGGGGUCGAAGACGGCUAAGAGACGGUCGGGAAGGAAGAGGAAACGGAAACUGUCAGAGGACAAUGUUAGAGUGGGCGGAGCCUCGGAGAGUGAGGAGGAAGAGGAGCCAGAGUCUACAGUGGAUUUGGAGAUUGGCAGACAGCUGGACCAAUCACUGGAGACCAAGUCCAAACAACACAAUCUGACCACUGUCAACGUCAGAAACAUCAUCCACGUGAGUCCAGACCUUUCACACUUUCAUUCCUUUUGUUUGCUUCUGCCUCUGACCCUUAUGUUUGACCUUUAACCUUUAGGAAGUGAUCACCAAUGAGCACGUGGUCGCCAUGAUGAAAGCUGCGAUCAAUGAAACCGAGGCCAUCCCUCCAUUUGUAAGUGUCGACCAGUCAGAGCUCAGAAUGAAACCUUAUUUACCUGCAACUGACACAUCAGAUCAUACUGGUUAAUCUGGUUAAUCUGGUUAAUCUGGUUAAUCUGGUUAUUCUGGUUAUUCUGGUUCAUGUCAUUAAUACUAUCAUGGAUCUCUCUGAUAAUUUCUUUAAUCCUGUUUUUUCUUUCUUCAGGAGCCGAAAAUGACUCGAUCCAAAUUUAAAGAAGUGGUCGAGAAAGGAGUGGUGAGAGACUGUCUGUCUGUCUGUCUCCCUCUCUUUCUCUCUCUCUCUCUCUCUGUCCCUCUCUGUCUCACUUGUCCUCUCUCUCUCUCUCUCUCUCUCUCUCCCUCUCUCUCUCUCUCUCUCUCUCUCUCUCUGUCCCUCUCUGUCUCACUUGUCCUCUCUCUCUCUCUCUCUCUCUCUCUCCCUCUCUCUCUCUCUCUCUCUCUCUCUCUCUGUCCCUCUCUGUCUCACUUGUCCUCUCUCUCUCUCUCUCUCUCUCUCUCCCUCUCUCCUUUUAGAAUUUAUUUCUCUUUUCUUUUGGUGAGGUUGGUAAGUACUCGGCUUCACUCACUUCUGCUGAGUGACGCUGCCACUCGUCUUUAAAUUAUAAUUGUGGAAUGAUGAUUGCAGUAUUCUACGAUUUCAUCAUUGCGACCGUUUACUAUCGCAUAUCGCAAUUAAAUUGUAUAUCGGCACAUCCCCACUCUCAAAGAGACAUGCAGAUGUUCAUGGAGGGUCCUCUAUGGGAUCAUCACAGUGAACUCUUUCAUAUCAAACAUCAACCCGGCAGUAGAGGACAUGUGUCCCCACUGCCCCAACAGAGAGACUUUUUUUCACUGUUUUUAUGAAUGUCUUCGUCUUUUACCUUUGUUUCUGUUUUUACAAACUGUUUUUACCAAGUGUGGAGAGGUUUUUAACAAGCGGGUUUUUAUUCUGGGUUUUAAAUACACACGCCAACAAAAAAACAAGUGCCAGCUUUUAAACUUUGUUUUAGGGCAGGCCAAGAUGGCAGUGUAUUUUAGCUGCAGGAGGAAGGUGGAGGAUGGUUUUAUUGUUGAUCCGGUCACUGUCUGUAAAAAUAUGAUGAAGUCCAGACUCCUCAUCGAUUUUAAUUUCCACAAGGCAGGAGGAGAUCUGGACUCAUUCCAACAGGUUUGGGGUUUUAGUCAGGUGUUGUGCUCUGUAGCAGGAAAUAUUUUACAGUUUCAAGAUGUGCUCAUGUGAAUAUUUAUAUAUUUAUCUUUUUUUGAGUAUGUGUGAUUGCUUUUUUGAGUUGACCUCUUUUUUACAAACGAGCAACAAAUAAAGUAAAAUUCUCUCCCUGUCUCACCUCUCUCUCUCUCUCUCUCUGUAUGUCUUACCUGUCCUCUCUCUCUUUCUCUGUCUCUCCCUGUCUCACCUGUCCUCUCUCUCUCUCUCUCUGUAUGUCUUACCUGUCCUCUCUCUCUUUCUCUGUCUCUCUCUGUCUCACCUGUCCCCUCUCUCUCUCUCUCUCACACACACACACACACACACACACUUUCUCUCUCCCUGUCUCACCUGUCUCUCCUUCUCUCUCACUUUUUCUCUCUCCCUGUCUCACCUCUCUCUCUCUCUCUCUCUCUCUCUCUCUCUCUCUCUCUCUCAGGUGAUUCCAGCCUGGAAUAUUUCUCCCAUUAAGAAGAGCAGUGAUGUCAUUAAGGUGAGAAUUUUUACCAGUCCACUUUGUUUAUAUCUUACAUACGUGAACCUAACCUGUGUGACCCUGAGUGAACCUGUGUGACCUUGUGUGACCCUGUGCGUCCCUGUGUGACCCUGAACGCCUCACCCUCACCUUAAGGCUCCUCAGUUCGUGGACAUCCCUCUGGCUGAGGAAGACUCCUCCGAUGAAGAGUACCGCCCUGAUGAAGACGAGGAGGACGAGACGGCCGAAGACGUGAGACUCUGCUCUGAUUGGCUGCUGCUCAGGUCUUUAUUAAUCAUUGAUAAAUAAACAAUGUGUGUUUGUGCGUGCACGUGUGUGUUUUUGCCUGUGUGUAGACGUUCCAGGAGAGCGACAUUGAGAGCACGGCGUCCUCCCCCCGUGGGAGCCGUCUGAGUCGCGGGGAGGAGGACAGCUGCAGCCCAUGGCAGGUAAGAUCGGUCACCAUGGUAACAGAUCACAGGUGGAUGAUGACAGCAGGUGUCUGCUGGAACCUGCUCACCUGGUUAGCUGGUUACUGGUUAGUUUGUUUGUUGACUGGUAAGGUCAGAGGUUAAUUGAGAAUCUGCUGGUCAAUUAAUUAGUUAGUAAAUUGAUUAGUAGGUAAAUUAAUUCGUUAGUUACUGAUUGGUUGGUUUGGUUAGUUACUGAUUGGUUGGUUUGGUUAGUUACUGAUUGGUUGGUUUGGUUAGUUACUGAUUGGUUGGUUUGGUUAGUUACUGAUUGGUUGGUUUGGUUAGUUACUGAUUGGUUGGUUUGGUUAGUUACUGAUUGGUUGGUUUGGUUAGUGAUCAGCUGAUUUGCACAGUGUUAGUCUGACCUUGGUUGUUAAAUGGUUAAUUUGUUAAUGAUGGUUAGUCGGUCGGUCACUGAUGGUUGUCGCUAAACCGUAUGCCAAUCUUUUGCCCCCCUGCCUCCUCAGACCUCUCGCACCAGAUCCCGGCGUUUGAGGGCAGCGUCUGUCUCUAUGGGACCUCCCCCUCCUCCCAAAGCCCUGCCUCAGAAAGCUGGGACUGACAGCAGCUUCCUGGAAGAGCUUCAUGCUGUGGAGGAGGAGCUGGCGGUGUGUAUGGAGCCGUACCAGGUAAGACAGCCUGAAGGACAGGUAACCAUGAGCUGGUGUGAUUAUUGAUAAUCAAUCAAAAAUGUUAAUAACUGAUCACUGAUCACCUGUGAGGUCAGCCUCUGUCUGAGUCCGAGGGGGAGGUCGGUCUGAUGGCGUACCGGACUCGUUCCAAACGUCCCCUACGAGACGUCCCACUAGGCCAGCUGGAGGCGGAGCUAAGAGCUCCUGACAUCACUCCUGACAUGUACGACUCUAGCUCUGCCCAUGAGGACAGGGAGUGGACGGAUUGGCUGAGAGGCCUGAUGACCCCAGACAUAGACAAUGAAGGUGUGUGUGUGUGUGUGUGUGUGUGUGGGACCCAGUCUGGUCUCUGAUCGGUUCUUAAAGAGGUGUGACAAAGCCCAGGGAAGGAGGUCCCCACAUCGGACACACUGACUCAGACUAACGUCCCGGAAAUUUAGGAACAGAUGGCACAUCUGAGGACUCAGACACCUGUCAGUUAAAGAGGCCACGCCCCCAAGUGUUCAUUGCUUUAAUCUGAUAUCUAAUGAAAACAGUUGAGUCCUUAAACAUGGGGCUUUAUGGGGACUGACUCACUCUAUGAAAACAGCCCCUGGUGGACACUCAGAGUACUGCAGUUUUUGGAACUUUUUCUUUUCCCACCAAACAGAGCUUAAAAAAAAUCCCAGGGCAGAGAUUUUGAAGUUGAAUAUUUUGUGUUUUGUCUGAGUUUAAUUAUUCUUAAUGUUAGUUUAAUUAUCAUUAUUGUUAGUUUGAUUAAAUGUGUCUUUCUCCAAUAUAACAAUAUGUUAUAGAUGUAGACAUAGAAGUACAAAGAUUGGCCCAGACAGUAAUCAUGCUGUAAAGUUUAACAUGGGAGUCUACUGACUGACUCACUGCAGGACACAGCCUCUAGUGGACACUUCAGGAACUACAGGGAUGUUUUAAACCUUCAUAAUUAGACAUCAGAGGUUACUGCUUGGAUUUAACCCCCCCUCCUCUCCCCCCCCCCCCCCCCCAGAGGAGUGUGAUGAUGAAGAUGACCCAGAGUAUAACUUCCUCGCUGACAUUGAUGAACCUGACCUGGAGGAUUACCGUGACGACAAGGCUGUCCGCAUCACCAGUCAGUAAAAACACACGCUCUUUCAGUCCGGCCCCCCAUUGUGGGAGGGGUCAGACGAGGCGUUCAUAAUAACAGUCAUAACAGUGUGAGGCUGACAGACGCUCUCUGACUGACCAAUCACAAACUAGUGACUGACCCUAACAGUCAGUCAGUUUCCUGUCCUGUGAUGUCAUUUAUAGUUUGAUCUGAAGGUCAAAGGUUAUAAUGAUCAAUAAUGAACACUCUUUGUUUUCAGAGAAGGAGGUGAACGAGCUGAUGGAAGAGCUGUUUGAAACUGUGAGUGUCUACACACACACACACACACACACACAAGUGAUCAGACUGAUGUUCAUCUGCUGCAGCCUCAUAGUGUCUCUGCUGUGCAGCUUAAAGAAGACCUCACUGGACAGGAAGUAGAGGAGGAAGAGGAGGAGCCUCAGGAAGAGUCACACACUGCUGAGACCUACACAUCUGAUGAGCAGAACCACAGGUGUGUAACACACAAACACACACACACACGCACACACAGUCUCACAGGUGUGAUUCCUCUGACUGCGCUGCUCCUCACAGCCAGGCAGUUAAGGAUGAGCAGGACGACCGACCAAUCACAGAGCUACGUACGGUGAAGCAACAGCUGGAGCUAAUCAGGAAGAGACAGAAGCUCGGUUUGCAAGACCCAAACAGUCACGAACCCAGAACCCUGAGACUGGAUCAACAUCAGAGGAGCAGACUGAGGCAGCAACUACAGCAGGUAACAACAGUCUGUGACAGUCUAGAGAACUCUAGGUCCAUAACAGUCUGAAUAUAUACAGUAUGUAAUAAUAAUAAUAAUAAUAAUAAUAAUAAUGAUAAUAAUGAUGAUAAUAAUAAAAAUAAUAGUAAUGAUGAUGAUUAUCAUAAUGAUAGUAAUAACAAUAGAAAUAUAAUAAUAAUAAUAAUAGAAGAAGUUAUAAUAAUAAUAAUAAUAUCUCAGGUCCCUGUCUCUGUAUAAAAGUCUCAUUAAAGGUCUGAAUUUUUCUUUCAGCACAUUCAGCUUCUCACUCAGGUCCACCUGCUGAGCUCACCUGUAGCCAAACUGCAGAGUGAGGCUGAGACCACCAGACAGUUCCUGGUAACUGACACACUGACACACACACACUGGCCCUUAUGUAUCAAGCUUGCAUACGGCAGAAAAGUUUCAUACGCCUUACGUACGUGAGUUGCGACGUGAGGAUCGGCAUUUAUCAAUCUGCACGUGAGCGUACGCUACGACCAUAUCUCACAACACGUCUGACAUUGUGUACACAAGUUUGAGUCAGUGUGGAUCUGCGGUGCAGCAAAUGUCUGUCUUAAAAUAAUUGAUAUACAAACCUCAAACCUGUCAUUAAGCACAAUCAGCCAGAUUUCAUAAAGAUUAAGACGUAAAUACAUUAAAAUAAAAUAAAUUUGGUAUGUCCUUAGUAUUUUGUAUUUGUAUUUGUUUAUUUAGCACAAAUUAAAAACAGUGCAGGGAGGGAACGAAGCCUAUAGGCUUAUACAAAGUUCCACUCCCGUCAGGACAGAGAAAGCAUAAGGUUCAGACAACUAAGUAACAUAGACAGGUUACACAUGUACAAUGAUUAGGGAAAGGUCAAACAGAUACAAAUUGCCAUAAAUGGAACACAGACAAAUCAGCAAACAUUGAUAAAGACAAUAAAGUAUUCAUAAAAAGGAAAGAAACAUGGUCAUAACAAAUAAUGAUGUAUUUAGUGAAUAGGUCUAUUUGAUAACUCUGCCCAGAAACACUGCCACAGAGCAGUGCCACAUUGUGCACACGCGCCACUGUGGAGCGCUGCGUUUGACUCCUAAAAGGCAGGUGUCUCUGUCUUGGCCCAGCAGUGGGGACGUUGUUGUUCACUCCUGAAAGGGUGUGGGACAUUAUUUGGGCCAGUACAGUUUUGCACAAUGUUGCACUGGCGAAUGGAGUGCCGUUGGCUGUGCCGGUGCAACGCGAGGACCCGAUGCCCAAAGAACAAUAACGAGGAGAGACUCCAAAGUAAAGUAUAAGUUUAGAGAGUGCUCUUGCUAUUUAAUCAGUGAUAAAAAUCUAAUAAAAAAUCCAUAAAAAUGUGCCUCAGGGGCAGCAACACACAGUUUGGUGAUGUUAUUAAUUAUUUUUGUUCCGCCUCUGUCAGACUCUCCAGUCUGCUCUACAUUACAAAGACGCUACAAAUUAAAACUAAAUACUUUCAAUAAUAGGAGCAACGUACCCUAUGUCAUGGCAAUAAAAAAUAUGAGGCAUGUAUGAGAUAUUAAUUUAUCAUCACGAGCAACUUACUGACUGAUUUAUUCAAACUUCAGGCACUGUCCACUAUUUUCUGGAGUUUUCUGGACUGCUUUAUACCAGUUUUGAUGCUUUCAAAGAGAAAAUCCUUGUUAGUUUCCACCACAGAUGUGAGGAUAUCCACUUUCAGCUCGGAAAAGUUUCAAAUCUUUCUAAUAUUUCUCCUCUUCCAUGUUUGACCUCAGUGGGCGAGGCUUCUGAACCACAAAUGUUUAAGGGCGUGACCAGUGGCGGUUCUAGACCAAAUUACUCCCCGGGCGAGCACCCCCCCCCCCCCCAAUAUCUAGUAUUAUUAUGAUUAGAAGAACAAAAAUAAAAUAUUUUUCAAUUGCAGAAAUCCUUCAAUAGAAAAAAACACAAUCCUGAGGGCCAUUUUCAGAAGGGCCCCCAGAUCCUGAGGUUUUCUGACGUGUUAAGGUUUACAAAAAAGCUGCUAUCUCUGCCUCUGUAGUAGAUAGAAACAAAAUUCAAAAAGUAUUUGAGAGCUUAUACAUGUGGCUUUCAAGAAAGCUCUCUUUUAGUUUUGUGAACCUUCAUCACAUUUUUGAAAACCUUGAACAAACAAACUCAAAUGAAAUAAAGCGGCUGUAUAAAUAAAAGUAAAGGCUCUGCACUGGAGAAUAACAAACUAUUUGCUUUCUGUAAAACAAGUGGCAGUCAUGAUAAAGUGUCCAUUCAAUACAAAUGUAAAUAUAGAAAAUAAGGUGUUGAAAGGGUAAACAGCUGCCCCAGUAUAGUGCCAGUACAAAAGCAGAACUAAAAACUAAAAAAAUGAAUAAAUAAAUACGAGGCUGACAGUGUGUUCAUCUCUGUUCUCACCCAAAGUCAUGCAACACUCACAGAAAACGCUGAUAGUGUGAGCCAAAGAACUCCAUAUGAAGAGGUUGUUCACACUGCUGGAUGUUUCUCCUCUGAAGCUGCUCUCUGGCUCCAUCAUUGUUUACUUUACUCAUGAAGCACGUAGCAAGAUCCGAGCAUGAACCCGAGCGCUUUAUUCGCCUAUCAAAGGCAGACGGGUACGGUAAUUUGAUUCACCGCGACUCCAGAAAUGAUUAAAAAACUACAGAAUGUUACAAAAUGACGUCUCCGCGCUCCCGCUGAUAUGCUGACAUGCGUACACAGAGGAGAGCUGUCCCCCCGCGACUCUCUCCCCCCCUCGUCUCACACUGUCUGUCACAUAGACAUAAUAAAAGGGUGCUGCGCAGCGAGAAAUGCGGCCGCCAUCUUGGUCAGGUCAAGCUUCCCAUACGCUCCGGUCAAUCAUAUUCAUUCAUUCAUUCAUUCAGCGAUGCCGGAGCACUGUGCGGCGUAUUCCUGUGCCAACAGGCGGACAGCAGAGAACAGGGCUCAAGAAAUAACUUUUCACAGUUAUGAUUACACGUUUUUUAAAUGUUACACUUGACUGUAGAGUCAUUUGUAGGCCAAAGAGGAAGACUAUCGGUCAACUCCAAAAAGGAAACAGCAUUUGCGAACAGCUAGCUUAUUCACAAUAAUAGCAACUUUGGUCGAUUAUCAACAGAUUUGCAUUAGAUUGAAAAACUUUUGUUUGAGAGAGGUUCUAAGAAACGUUAAGAAAUAAAAUAGAAAGAAGAAGGAAGAAAGUGAGCUCUGUUUUAUUAUCUGUUUUAUUAAAGAUUUCUUUGUGGUGAUCUCCUGUUUCAUUUUGAAGAUUUCCUAAGGACAAAAACUUGAGGAAGAAGUGGGAGAUUGCUGUUAGAGGGAGAAAUUCGCAGCAAGUGAUUCCUCUGUGCUGUGUAGCCAACAAGCAAAUUGAUAUGUAGUUAAGAUGCUGUCCUGUCAUGCUGUUCUUGUGUUUAAAUCUUUUUGAUAUGUAGGCUAUAUAUUUGUGUGUAUUUUCCAGUUAUUAAAAUAGUGCUUCUAUAUGACAUUAUUUGUGUGUGUCUACAAAUGGAUAAAUAAAAUUAAACUAAAUAAAAUAUAAUCAAAUCAAUAUAUAUUGAAUUGGCCUAUUAAAACCGCCAGUUAUUAAUAAUUAUUGAGACAUAGCAGGAACCUAGCUCUAAACCUAAAUAUAUCCUUGAUUAAUUGUUAUACUGUAAUACAGCCACUGCUGCCAUGUUCUAAAAUAUCAUUUUAUUCAUUCUGAGUAUUUGAAUUUACUGAAAAAGUACGUAGUAUUGAGCGAACUAUGAUUCAUUUAAUGCGCUCAGACUUCAUUCCGCCGGUUAAACAGCGGUGCAGAGUGAGGCGGAUGACCGGACCAAGAUGGCGGCCGCAUUUCUCGACAGCGCCCAUUCAUGGUAGCGGCCGAUGCGGGGUCUAUCUUUUAUUAUGUCUAUGGUCUGUCAGCCUCUGUGCAGCACCUUCGGAGCAAGCAGGGGCGCUUACAGCAGCGGGGGGCGCCAAUUUGACAACAAGAGUUAAUACAAAACCGCUUUGCGGUUAAGAUUUAUUAUUAUUAUCUUUUAUUUUAUUUUUUUGGAAGUGCUCGUGCCGCCCCCCAUGAGUCAUGACACAAAUGCCGCCCCGGGCGGCUGCCCUGUUCGCCCGUGCCAAGAACCGCUACUGGGCGUGACAUGUUAAUGACGAUCGAUUUCAAGCGCUGCAUUUAUCAAGACCCCAUCAUACGUACGCUGGGAUAGGUCAGAUAUGAACCCUUUCAUAAAUCUCACGUGUCCCAUCGUACAAUGAAUCCUGCGCUCAGUUUGCAUUCAGUUCUAUGCAAGAUUGAUAAAUGAGGGACACUGUUCCUGUAUGUGUGCCUAAUAAAAAAUAUGAACAAAAGAAUGAAGAGACACAUUUGUGAUUGGAGGCCCCCCCGUCUGCCCCCCCCCCAGUGUGAGUUGGACCUGCUGGCUCAGAGGGCGGAGCUCGUCUCACCCUCGGCUUGUCCGUCCUUCAGAAGUGUCUUCAGAGCUCCUAACCUGCAGGGGGCGCUGCAGCUGCUGGAGGAGCUGACACAGCUGCCCAUCAACUACCACCUACAGUCCCGCCCACCUGACGCCCGCGGACACAGUGAGUCAAAACGCCACAGAGUCAGACUUACAGUUUUAUUUUGACAUGAACUUCCUGUUUUCUUCAGAGAGGUCACAUGAUGUUGUCAUGUGAUCUGUCAGCUGUUUCAUGUGAAAACACACUGAGCUCUUUGACAGAACUGUUAAAUCAGAACUAUAAGAACUGUUACAGUCUCUGAGUUUAGCCCGUGUGUGUGUGUGUGUGUGUGUGUGUGUGUGUGUGUGUGUGUGUGUGUGUGUGUUUGCAGUGCGUGGUUUCCCUGUUAUGCCCGCAGAGCUCGCCUGGCUCUUUGCCACUCGCCCCGUCUUUCUCUACCCGGAGCUGCUGCCCUGUGCCAGUCUGGACCCUGCUCUGUACUGUCCCCGCAGGACGGCCGCCUUUACUGCAGCGGAGGACUGGUACACACACACUAACACCAGACACACACACACACACACACACACAGAAAAUACACUCACACACACAGAAAACACACACUAACACAAAUUCACACACACACACACACACAGACUGACUAAAACAAACUAACACACACUAACACAAACUAACACACACACUCUAACACACACACAGAAAACACACACACAAGCUAACACACACACACUUACACACACACUAACACAGACACACACACAAACUAACACACACACAAACAAACACACACAUUCACAGACACAAAUUUUAACAACCCAACCCCACUUACUGUGAAGGUGUGUGUGUACGUGUUUUCGAUGUGUAUGUGUGUGUAUUUUCUGUGUGUGUGUGUGUGUGUGUGUGUGUGUGUGUGUGUGUGUGUGUGUGUGUGUGUCCUCAGCCUGCUGGUCCUGGGUCUCAGGAACAUGGAGGGGUCAAGUGACCCCACUAAGCUAGUGUCCCAGUUCCUGCUGAGGAAGACUCUGGUCCAGGUGCGAAGAAGGAUCAUGCAGUGCUGCAGACCCGGUUGCCCCGACAACGUCAUCAAGGUGGGACUCCAUGAGUCUGGUCUGGUCUGGUCUGUUCUAAUCUGUCCCGGUUCUGACCCGUUCUGAACUGGCCUCUUCUCUCUCAGGCUUUCAGGUACCAGAGGGUGGUGUGGCCCAUGCUGGUGGUGUGUCGGCCUUUAGGAGCAGAGCAGCGCCCCCCUGUUGAAAGAGAGGAGAGUGCGCUUCCUCUGUGGCUGCAGGUGAGACAGUAGAAUUAGAAUCACUUCCUGGCUCUUUCACAGUAAAAACCUCAGUCUAAAUCACAGCGUUUUAAAUAAAAUAAUAAUAUUAAUAAUUAAUACAAUAUUAAUAAUUAAGAUAAUACAGACAAUAAUAAUAUAAAAAUAAAUGAAAUUGUUAUAUUAUUGAUAAAUACAAUAUUAAAAAAAUAAAUAAUAACAGACAAUGAUACUUAAAAUAAUAGACAAUAAUAAUAUAAAAAUACAGAUAAUAAUAAUAUAAAUAAUAAAGACCAUUAUAAUAUUAAUAAUACUGAUAGUGAAGACACUAAUAUAUAAAAUAAUAAUAAAGACAAUAAUAAUUUAAAUAAUAAAUAAAAUAAUAAUAAUAAUAAUUAAUACAAUAUUAAUAAUAAAGAAAAUAAAGACAAUAAUGUCGUCAGAUACAAACCCUUUCAUGAAUCCCAUGUGUGUCCUAUUGUACGAUGAAUCCUGUGCUCAGAUCUGCACUCAGUUUUACGCAGGAUUGAUAAAUAAGGGAGACUGUUACUUAGUGGUGCAACGGAUCACAAAACUCACGGAUCGGAUCGUUCCUCGGAUCAAGAGUCACGGAUCGGAUCAUUUUUCGGAUCAGCAAAAAGAAAAAAAAACAAGACAAAUAAAAUAUAUAAAAGUAGUGCACAGGGCAUAAUAUCUUCUUUUUAACAUAUUAUUAAUGAAAAACAACUUAAAGUACAAUAUACAGGCAUAUCUCCCUCCUUUAAAAUGUAACAAUGAACCAAAAAUGAAGUGUGUGCGCGAUGGGAUGUCGUAACGUGGCUCAAGCACUUUCAGCAUGUUUUUAAAGCCCUCGUUUUGCACAACUGAAUACGGCCUCAUGUCUGCAGCUAUAAACACACCGAUAGAGUUUGUGAAAGCUUUAGCCUGGUCGGAUUGCGCAGGAAGAGGCUGCUUAAAUGCUGCGGUGAUGAGCGGUUGUUGGGCAGCUUUCGUUUUAUGUUAGGUGUUAUGCCAAAGAAUGCACCCCUGCCGUAUAGUGCACCCCCUAACGGGAGCGCGGUUGAAAGUACACAACAAGGCGAAAUAAUACAAGUUUUCCUUACGUUGGGUGUAUUCAACAGCGUUUGCCUUUAAUAAUUUCAUUCAUGCUAUCCAUAUUAAAUAUGAGAUCAUUAUCUCCACUUUAAGAAGCUAACGGGUGGAGGGGAUGCAGGGGGUGCGUUCUACGGCAGGGGUGCAAUCUACGGCACAACACCUGUCAGUAAAACACCCGGGUGAUGUCGCUUCAAAUGCGUGAACAUGCUCGAUGUGUUUCCACUGUCAUAUGGCUUUCUUAUGCCACAGUGCCUACACUCCGUCGCAGUUUUGUCCACUGACCUCUUUCCUUCUUCAUCAUAAUUGACAGGGAGGCCAAAAUGCUCCCAUACAGGGGAUUUAAGUGUCGCGGGGCGUUCGAGCUCCUCCUUUCUCCGCUUUCAGAAAUCGAUCCGCGGAUCACAUGUGUGCCGAACCGAAUACGUCGAUCCGAACGGAUCACGGAUCAAUGAUGAUCCGUUGCACCACGACUGUUACUGUAUGUGUGCCUAAAUAAAAACAUGAACAUAAGAAUGAAGAGACACAUUUGUGAUUGGAGGACCCCCCCCCCCCCCCUCCCCCCAGAGGAGUCUGCCUGUCAUCUAUCCAACAGUCAAACUCUAUAACAGCCCGUCUUGGUCGGAUCCAGAUGCCCUGCCCCCCUGCAGGCCAGGUGGGCCCCGCCACAGUCACCUGACUUUCCUACGCCCCGCCUCCCUUACCUACAGCUAUGCCCCAGGAACGAGGUAUCCCCCCCGCCUUCCCAAAAACUUGGACUUUAGACGCAUUGGCUUCCUGCAGCUCAAUCAGCCCCUCCCCCCUACUCCCUCUGACUCCUCCCCCUGCUCCCUUUUGGCUGAUGGACAGGUAUACUCCCCCAGUCCUCCCCCUCAGGUCAUUGACCCUAACCUGACCAGAGAGCGAAUCAGACGCCACUAUCAGACCCUCACCAGCCUCAGAAGAAGGGGGUUGAGCUCUGAGGAGGCUGCUGGAUCUUUCAGCCCUAAGGACCAUGCCCCCUUUAAGGAGGAGGAGCAGGAGGGCGGUGGUGUAAUGAGGACAAACGAGGAGGAGGAGGAGGAGGAGGAGGAGGAGAGCGAGGUCAUUCUGGCUCUGUCUGAAUCCUCGCCAAGCUCAACAGGAAGCAUCGCCCCCUCAGAAGACAAGCUGGGUGACCUAGAGGGGGCGGAGUCAGAAAAGCAUGCGACACUAGUGCCAUCCAAAACCACAGAAGAAGACGAGAAGGAGACAGGAAGUUCAGAGGAGCAGGUGAGUCCUCCAGUGAACAAAAACAAACAAAAAAGGUCAAUAACAAACAACAAGAAACAAACAACACAUUGAACAGCUGUGUGUGUGUGUGUGUGUGUGUAGGUAUACCUGCAGUCUGAGGACGGCUGUAUGGAGGUUUUUGCUCAGGAUUUUCUGCUCAGAGUGAGACCUCUCUUCAUUCAUACACUCCCUUACCUCCUGCUGCAUUAGUCCUUUUAUAUAUGCAUGUAUGUUGAUGUGAACUGUCACUUCCUGUCACCUCUCAGGUGUGUGAUGCUGUGCAGGUGUGUCCUGAUGUCGCUGAAGACCUGCUGCAGGUUCUGGAUCAGUUCACAGCUGCAGGGCCCUCAAGGGCCUCAGGAGCCCUGGAGAGUCUUAGCCGAAUUCUGUGGCCCUGGCCUCAGCUGCUUCGAGACUUUGCCGCAUUCCUGAGUCCAGAACAGGCCCGGCGCUGCGGUCUGGUUAGUGACAUCACUCUGACAUCAUGACAGAGAUUUCGACUCUCUAAGAGCCGACACCUGAGAUGGUCCAAUCAGAGCGAUUCUGCUCCAUCUUCAGCUACAGAAUCAGGAUUUACCACAGAGAGAAAAAGCUUUAACAGAGAGAAACCUCGAACAGAACCAGAUCUUUAUUAGGGAAAAAACCUCAGGCAGAACCAGAAGCCUCGAACAGAACCAGAACUUAAACAGGCAGAAACCUCGAACAGAACCAGAUCUUUAUAAGGGAAAAACUUCAGGCAGAACCAGAACUUAAACAGGAAAAAACAUUUAACAGAACCAGAACAUUAACAGGCAGAAACCUCGAACAGAACCAGAACUUUAACAGGCAGAAACCUCAAGCAGAACCAGAACUUUAACAGACAGAAACCCGGAACAGAACCAGAUCAUUAUUAGGGAAAAACUAUCAGGCAGAACAAAAACUUAAACAGGCAGAAACCUCGAACAGAACCAGAACUUUAACAGGCAGAAACCUCAAAUAGAACAAAAACUUUAACAGGCAGAAACCUCGAGCAGAACCAGAACUUUAACUAGCAGAAACCUUGAACAGAACCAGAACCUAAACAGGAAGAAACCUUUAACAGAACCAAAACUUUAACAGGCAGAAGCCUCGAACAGAACCAGAAUUUUAACAGGCAGAAGCCUGGAACAGAACCAGAUCUUUAUAAGGGAAAAAACCUUAAGCAGAACCAGAACAUUAACAGGCAGAAACAUUUAACAGAACCAGAACAUUAACAGGCAGAAACCUCGAACAGAACCAGAACUUUAACAGGCAGAAACCUCAAGCAGAACCAGAACUUUAACAGACAGAAACCCGGAACAGAACCAGAUCAUUAUUAGGGAAAAACUAUCAGGCAGAACAAAAACUUAAACAGGCAGAAACCUCGAACAGAACCAGAACUUUAACAGGCAGAAACCUUGAACCGAACCAAAACUAUUACAGGCAAAAACCUUGAACAGAACCAGAACGUCAACAGGCAGAAACCUUAAGCAGAACCAGAACUUUAACAGGCGGAAACCUUGAACAGAACCAGAACUUCAACAGGCAGGAACCUCGAGCAGAACCAGAACUUAAACAGGCAGAACCCUUGAGCAGAACCAGAACAUAAACAGGCAGAAACCUUGAGCAGAACUAGAACUUUCACAGGCAGAAACCUUGAACAGAUGCAGAACGUCAACAGGCAGAAAUCUUAAGCAGAACCAGAACUUUAACAGGCGGAAACCUCGAACAGAACCAGAACUUAAACAGGCUGAAACCUUGAGCAGAACCAGUACUUAAACAGGCAGAAACCUCGAGCAGAACCAGAUAACAGGCAGAAACCUUGUGUAGAACCAGAACUUUAACACGCAGAAACCUUGAACAAAACCAGAAUUUUUACAAGCAGAAACCUUGUGUAGAACCAGAACUUUAACAGGCAGAAACCUUUAACAAAACCCGAAUUUUUACAAUCAGAAUCCAAGAGCAGAACCAGAACUUUAACAGGCAGAAACCUUGAGCUGAACCAGAAUUUUAACAGGCAGAAACCUCAAACAGAACCAGAACUUUAACAGGCAAAAACCUAGAACCGAACCAGAACUUUGACAGGCAUAAACCUUGAGCAGAACCAGAACUUUAACAGGCAGAACCCUUGAACAGAACAAGAACUUUAACAGGCAGAAACUUCGAGCAGAACUGGAACUUUAACAAGCAGAAACCUCACGUAGAACCAGAACUUAAACAGGCAGAAACUUCGAGCAGAACCAGAUAACAGGUAGAAACCUUGUGUAGAACUAGAACUUUAACAGGCAGAAACCUUGAGCAGAACCAGAACUUUAACAGGCAAAAAACUUGAGCAGAACCAGAAUUUUAACAGGCAGAAACCUCAAGCAGAACCAGAACAUAAACAGGCAGAAACCUUAAGCAGAACCAGACUGAUGAUAGACAGAGAAAUUGGGCUGGGUUUGGAAAGGGGAGAGAGUGGGACACCAACAACAAUGAUUACAAUGACAACAACUACAGCCACGACAAUUUAUUGAGAGUUAAUGAGAUGAGAAAGAUCUCUCUCUCUUUUUCUCAGUCGUCUCCGUACCAUUAGAAAUUGUAUCUCUUCCUCUCUCUCCAUCUCUCUGUCUCUGUCUCUUCUUCUUUUUCUCUCUCUCUCCCUCCCCACUUGACUCUCUCUCUCUCUUUCCCUCUCUCUGUGUCUGGCUCUGGUGGAGUGAUCUGAUUGGUCCCUCCUCUGAAUAGAAUAGAAUAGAAUAGACUUUAUUUGUCAUUGCACAAAGCAACAAAAUUUCGUUGUACCAUCCUGAAUGCAAAAAACAAAAACAAGUACAACAAUGCAUACAUAUGACAGCAUUCAUCCAUGUUAAAAGACAUAUUUAAAACAUAAAGACGUUGAUCAACAUUAGUCCCAUAUUGCAUUAAUUUAUUUAUUAAUAAUAAUAAUUAAAUGUAUUUAUUAAUAAAUAAAUACAAUGAAUAGAGGGUUACAUUAUUGCAUUUAUUGGCCUGACAUUAAGUUCAGUUAUGGCUCUGUGAAAGAAACUGUUUUUGAGUCUGGAGUUGCGGGCUCUGAGCGCCCUAUAGCACCUCCCUGGAGUAGCAGAGAGAACAGGUGAUGACUGGGGUGGCUGGAGUCUCUGAGGAUCUUGGAAGUGGUGUGUCGGCAGCGUGUCCUGAAAAUGUCUUUCAAUGGGUGCAGACUGAGUCCAAUGAUCUGGAGAAAUGAUCUCUGGCUUCUUUGAUUGGUCAAAUUAGCUCUCAUGUACAGAAACACACCCUCUGGUGGUGUCGGUGAGAAACUCUUAAACAUGUCAGAGACAGGUUUACCCUCAUAACUCUGAAUCAGCUGAUGUUCUCCGGCCAUUCUCCAAAGUCACUAUGACAUCAUCAUGACAUCAUCAUGAUGUCACCCCGCCUCAUUCUUCUUCUGUGGUUUCUCUUUCAGCUGACUGAGCAGCAGCUGUUUGAACGCAGCCGACAGUUUCUACAGCGUUUGAGGCGGAGCCUGGGCCAAGAGUCCUCCCUCUACCAGCAGGUGGUGUCAGUGCUGCAGGGAAGCCCCACCCCCUCACCUAAAGACAUAGAUGAGGUAGAGGAUGAUGACCUUUGACCCUGUUUGACACCCCUGAGUCUAUUUAUUCAGAGUUUUUCUCUUUUAGGUCUCCUCCCUCCUCAAAUGCCACCCCCACCUGCACAAGCAAUUCAGGGAGUUUUUCCAACAGCUCCUCACUCAGCCGUCACCCAUGGCAACCAGCCUCGCCACCACAGAGACAAACUACAUUUCCCAUGAUGCCCAGAGCCCAAACAGGGAGAGAGAGGAGGGUCUGAUGUCCGAAGACAGCGAGACAGGAAGUGAUAGAGAGGAGGAGUCAGAGCCUGCUGUAACCAUGACGACCAGUGACAAAGUUACAGCCUGGACCCGGUCAGAGCAAACACACCAUAACCUGUGAAUCAUUGAUUCAUUCACUUAUUCAUUUGUUCACACUGUGACCUUUGACCCCCCCUGUUUAGAGAGGAAGAUCGGGCCAUUCUGACAGCCUGUCAGCAGAGAGGAGCCAAUCAGAGAACACUCAGACAAGUCUCCGCCCACCUUGGGAACAAAACUGCUCAGCAGGUGGGAGCGCCGCUCUACUUCAGUUUUUAGUGCUUUUACUGUGAAAGGAACCAAAGGAAGAAUCUGGGCGGCCCCGACUUUUGGGCGCCCUCUGUUGGAGAACUAAGGCUGUGUCUCAUUUUAGAGACUGCAUACGGCUGAGCGCGCUCAAGCUGAGCACACCGCCGUUAUGUGGAUACAUCAGUAGAUCUUAUUUUGUUGCUAAUGUCUUCUUGCCCUGCACCAGCCAGGAUGAUUGUAUAAUGAGUGCCUGCAUCUAAAAUAUGUCAGUGUUAUAUUAAAGUUGUGUUAUUAUAAUGCUAUUAGUCUGCAUUAACUUUACUUCUACUUCUAAGUCAAAAAAUAUCCUUAAUUUAGACCUUGAUUUAGACCUGACAAUUGGCUAAUUGAAGCUUAUAUAUACACACCUGUAUUAGAUAAAUUACUUGAAAUACUACUUAGGGGGUUAUUACAAGUCUCUAUGGCUAGCCAAUAGUUCAAACACACCUAAAUGAGAGGUUAAAAUGAAAGAAAGCUAAUUUUGAAGUGCAGUGCAGUGCAGGUGGCCCCCACUGAGGAAACACUGGAGAGGGGCAAUAAAAACAUUAACUAAAUCAGCUAAAAACAUCAAACUAGAUACAAUUAUAGAAUACUGAUUAAAAACUAAAAUAACAUUUAAAAAUAAGUGAACACAUAGAAUAAACAUAAUGUGUAAAAUGAGGACUUAAAAUAUAUAAAUGAAAUAAAAUAAGAUAGAACUAGGAUAAAAAAUAUAGAUUAAAAAAUAAGACAUUAGUCAAAAGCCAAAUUAAAUAGGUGGGUCUUGAGCCUGCUUUAAACUAUGAUACCUGAAAGAACUGCUCCACCAUCAAAUUGGGCCACACCCACUUCAUCAACUCAUUUAAUUAGACACAGGUUUGAUUCAUUUAUAGAAAAGAGCAGUGUGACCCAAAAAGAGAAUGACUUUUAAUGUACUUUUGACUUUCUGUGUUGCUUUUGGAGUUAACAAAAAUUCGCCUAUUGAGGAAAAUAACAAAAUGAGAAAAAAUAUAAAAAGCUACCCCUAUGAAAAGUCUAUCAUAUUUUAAUUUACUUAUAUUGACCCUAAAAACUAUUUAGUAUAUGUAAGGUUUUGCCCACCCAAGUGGUACCGACAUCUGGUCCGGCUCAAGGACUAAAAUGGGACACCGUUAGCGCAGCGUGAUAACAUCACACAUACUUGAAAUGCACUGUUCGACGGUACUGUCUCUGAAAUGAGACACAGCCUAAAUGUGGUCCAAAUUCUCAGUGAGGACAGGGUUAACAGUGAACACAGCUCACCAGAACACACCUUCAAAAUAAAAGCACCAUCUGAAAACAGGAUAUUAUUAUUAUUAUUAUCGUUACAACAACAACAACAAUUAUUAUUAUUUAUUUUUAUUAUUAUUUUAUUAUUGUUAUCAUUAUUAUUAUUAAUCUUGUCUCUCUCUCUAUCCCGCGCUCUCUCCCUCCCCCCUCCCCCUCUCUCUCUCUCUCCUGCCCUCCCUCUCUCUCUCCCACCCUCCCUCUCUUUUUCUCUCCCGCCCUCUCUCUCUCUCUCUCUCUCUCUCUCUCUCGCUCUCUCUCUCCUCCCUCUCUCUCCCGUUCUAUCUAUCCUCCAGGUGAGUCGGCGUUUCAGGUACCUGAUGAAACUCUUCCAUGUCCAGAAGUCCGCUUCCUGUUCCUUAGAGGUCCAGCCAAUCAGAGCCCAGAAGGCGGGGCAGGACUGAACCCCAGAAGAGGCUGACACUGACUUAAAUCGGACCCUUGGAGGCCGGAGGGAAGCCAGGGGGGUUCCUUGGACUGAGGAGACACUCUCAGGGGUCUCUGUGGAGCAUGUCCUCUGUGACUGUAGGUCAUUAGACGGGCCGUCUGGAUGGAGGAACGUUCUCCAUGAUAGCCCCUCAAAAUGAUCUGAGGUUCUGUGAAGGAACGCUCUGUGAACAUUUGUCAGGUUUUAACAGGGUCCGAGCUGUUCCUCGGACCAGAACCAGGAUGAAUCACUGAAACACCUUCAGAACCCUCCUCAGGACCAGGACCAGGACUGCUGUAUGAAACUAUAAUCUGUUUCGAUCUUUUUUUUUCCUGCAGAAACUCUUUAUGAAGGUUCAUGACGCACUGGGGUCGGAUCAGCUGACCCUUCCAGUGAUUCCUAGCAGCCAGGUGUUGGUGAAGGAUGUGUCGGCGCCGACUGAAGGAUUUUUACAAAGUUUUGAUUUAUGUUGACUGAAGGAGGAGAUCUUCAAUAAAGCAAUUUGACGUCUCUGA